AUGGUAAAGGACAAAUGCAACAUGAAGGAUGACUUGUUUGUUCCGAGCAUUGGGAAGAGUGGAGGCUUGGCUUUAUUCUGGAAGGAAGGGGUUAUAGUGAUGGUUCAAACAUACUCUCAAACACACAUCGAUGCAUUAGUGGAUGGGGGUGCAAAUGUUGGGUGGUGGCACUUCACUGGCUUUUAUGGGAACCCGGACACAGCCAAACGUCCUGAGUCUUGGGCAAAACUCAAAUAUCUCAAAGGAACUUCAUCUCUGCCUUGGUUAACAAUUGGAGAUUUCAAUGAGAUCAUCGGGACAUCGGAGAAGGAGGGUGGUAGUGAUAGACCGAGACAACAAAUGACGAACUUCGUUGAGACUAUAAAUGCCUGUAGGCUUCGUGAUUUGGGGUACACUGGCCCUAAGUUUACUUGGAACUAUGGGAGGGCAGACAGUGUGCAGAUACGAGAGAGGCUGGAUAGAGCGCUAGCAACUCCUGAGUGGAUCAGCUUGUUUCCUUUGGCAAAGUUAUACCACUUAUCAUCAUCGGUGUUAGACCAUGCUCCCUUAGUGUUACGUAUGACACAACAACCGAGUUGUAUACGACAAAAGAAACUUUUCUGGUUUGAAUCGAUGUGGUUGAAAGACCAAAGAUAUGACAGCCUCAUAUUCUGUAAAGCAUCUCUUGAAGAAUGUGAUGCACUUCAAAAGGUCUUGCGAGUGUACGAGGAAGAAAUAAAAGGGAGAUUCAGCAGCAACACCCCUACCACUAUCAAGGAAGAAAUAAAAGGGAGAUUCGGAGCACAAGUGAUCAAACAGCAUGAGAAAUAUUUAGGCCUACCUUCCUUGGUAGGAAGGAAUAAACGGAACUCUUUCAACGACAUAAAGGAAAAAGUGGGUAAAAAGGUAGCCGGCUGGAAAGAGAAGAUGUUAUCCAAGGCGGGUAAGGAGGUCCUGAUCAAGGCAGUGGCGCAAGCAAUCCCUACUUACACAAUGAGCUGUUUCAAAAUCCCAGACUCUCUCUGUGACGACCUUACUGGUAUGAUAAGGAAUUUCUGA
This is a messenger RNA of Quercus robur (English oak), 1038 nucleotides long. RefSeq lists its product as uncharacterized. The transcript has 2 exons. NCBI's taxonomy places the organism in Eukaryota, Viridiplantae, Streptophyta, Magnoliopsida, Fagales, Fagaceae. The record is from RefSeq and is a predicted model, not a curated record. Bases 1 to 1038 code for a protein of 345 amino acids.